AUGCCUAACAACCAUAAACCCAAUAAGCAGAAAGUUAACGUUCUGGAGCAGCUCUCCUUUCAGGUGUCCACCAGCAGCAAUGCCUCCAUGACUCUGGACAGCAGAAGGUGUCCAGUCCUGCAGAUGGGUCAGUACUCCACGCUGGCCCUCCCUCUGGGACGGCUCUUUGCUGAUGGGUUUGCAGAUGAGUUCAGUCUGCUGGUACAGCUCCGAAGUCCACACUCAGACGAGCGCAGCGUCUUCACCAUGCUGAGCCCCAACAGUCACAUCCUGCUGCAGCUGAGGAUCAGCGCCUCCGCCAUCGUCUUCAUAGGCACACAGCAACGGCAUUACGAGUUUCCAGUCGGCGCUCUGACUGACGGGCAGUGGCACCAUGUUUCAGUCAGUGUGUCUGCCAAGACGCUGGCGCUCUAUGUGGACUGUUCUCUGGUGGAAAGUGUGGACUGGGUGCACUGCGACAUGGGGAUUAAGACUGACGGGCUUUUUAUAGCUGGAGGGAUCAUUGAGGCCUUUGAGACGCCAUUUGAAGGCCAUAUUAGACAGAUGACCUUUCUAAUGGGUUACCCCGGGGCUGCACGGCAUCACUGUAGCCGCCAUCCACCCUGGUGUGGCGACAUCUCCACUAAGCCACCGCGCUCACCACGCACCAGUAACGUCUUAGAGCAGAACAUGUUCCUGCACCGAGGCGUUUCUCGAGGUGAUGGCACAUUUCCACCCAGACCCACUCAUAAAGAUUCAGUCGUGCAUGGGGAUGUCUUUGUGGUGGACGAGGACAUAGACCUGUUGGAUCCAACAUUCCAAACUGGGGGACAAGUCAGUCCUCAGUGGAAUCCUUUCAGAAAUGGACUUAAGGGGAAUCAGAAGGGCAAGCCUGAGGUGUCCUCUAAAAAUCUAGAGGACAACAUUACCGCAGACAAGAAGACAGACUUUGGAGGAAGGACUUUUUUGUUCCCUGGAAAACCAUCUGACAUUAUUGACUUGGACAAUAAAAAUACCUCCAAGAAGCCAUCAUUAGGAUUCCCUGUUGUUCCCAAACUUCGAUCUGAUUCCAUGUCAAGUGACAAAGUACAGGAGGAGGCAGACGAACAUCUCCAGAUUAUUUCUGGUCCCUCUAGGAAUGCUGUGGUUGAGGAGGGGCGACCCUUCCGCCAGGACAGAACUAGUAAUUCUGAUCACAAUGACAACACACAUCCUCCUGCUGUGACUAUUGUGUCCAGAGACGGUGAUCUGGUUCUGGGCUCGGAUGGCAAAAUGUACCAGCUUCAGCAAGGCACCCCAGGCCAGAUGGGUCCACCAGGGCUAGAGGGCUGUCCUGGUGACCCUGGCCUGCCCGGGUUCAAAGGUGAUAAGGGUAAGAUGGGCUUUGAAGGGCGCCCAGGGAAGAAAGGGGUACCAGGACCUCCUGGACCAGCAGGUUUACCAACGCUCUACCUGUGGAGAAACACGGCUGAGGAAUGGGCUGCUUUUCGGCAAACCAGUUUCUUUCAGCUGCUUCGUGCCGGUUGGCCUACUCAAGAAGGCCCUACAGGACCACCUGGAGAGGCUGGCAGACCGGGCCCACAGGGACCACGUGGUGACCCUGGAGACAGAGGUCAACCUGGGAUACAAGGAGACAUGGGUGAGCGGGGUCCAAAAGGAUUUACUGGACGAGCCGGGGCUCCAGGGAGGGAUGGAGAAAAUGGUGAAGAUGGUCGGACGGGACCUCCUGGUGUGCCUGGACCUCAGGGGCCAUGGGGCUACCGAGGAGAACGAGGGCCCAAAGGAGAGAAAGGUGCUGAGGGUCUCAUUGGAGUUAAGGGCCCAAGAGGUGACACUGGAAAACCGGGUGAGAAGGGACCUCAGGGGAUCCGAGGGGGCUACGGGGUUGAGGGUCCCCGUGGGCCUGAUGGGAAUAAUGGACUGGAUGGGCCACCCGGCCUGCCAGGGCCAACGGGUGCGCCGGGUCUCACUGGGCAGGUCGGGGUUCAAGGCGUCAACGGUUCAAGGGGUGACUUGGGGCCUGCUGGUAGGGUCGGACCCAAAGGUCCACAGGGUCCUACAGGUUUAGAGGGUCAGAUAGGACCUCCAGGACUUAGAGGACCCCAAGGAAAUCCAGGACUCAUCGGUGCUCCUGGACCUAAAGGAGAUCCUGGGCCUGUGGGGCCGGCAGGGGCCAGGGGGGAACCUGGGUUUGAGGGCCCCAUGGGAGCACUCGGGGUUCAGGGUCCUCCAGGUUUCCCUGGAUUAACUGGUGUUAGAGGACCAGACGGAGACAAAGGAGAUCCAGGACCUAAAGGCAACAAAGGUUUUCAGGGGCCGACAGGUGUUGCAGGUCCUCAAGGCGAGAGGGGUUCCUCUGGUUUUCCCGGUUUUCCAGGACUCAUGGGCCGACCCGGACCCAAAGGGUCUGAGGAAACUAAGUGGAGUGGGAAAAGUGCUAGAGAACUGGGAGAUGGCUACAAGAUCUACUACAGUGGAGAAGGCAGCAAGCUGAAUGGCGUAGGAAUCUUGAGCCCAAAGCACAAAGAGGGAGUGAUCAAAGUAGAGUGCCCAUCAGACAGAAUGAUUAUGUUGAGACUGGUGAUAACAGGAGAAGUGUGCUGCAUCAUAUCAGCAUAUGCACCCCAAGUAGGAGAAACGGAAGAAGCGAAAGAUAGAGUCCUAGAAGAUCUGGAAAAUGUGAUACAAAACAUACCAGUUAGUGAGAAGGUCCUAGUAGGAGCAGACAUAAAUGGACAUGUUGGACAGGCAGCAGCGGGCUUCCCACAAGUCCAUGGAGUGCUGAAGGUGCGAAAGGAGAAGAAGUACAGUAUACAAACAAAGAAGAGAGUAAAGAUCUGGAAUCUGAAAGGACCCAAGGUAGAAGAAUACAAAAAGAAAGUAAAAGAGAAGUACCAGGAAGACUCACUACCCAUACAGGAGAAGUGGGAGUCAAUGAAGAGAGCAGCUCUGGAAGCAGCUGAGGAAGUCUGUGGAAUGACCAAGGGAGGAAAACAUCAAGGAAGAGAAACAUGGUGGUGGAGCAAGGAAGUACAGGAAACAAUAAAGAACAAAAAGGAAGCAUACAAGUCCUGGCAGAGAUCAGGAGGAGAUGACAAGAGAAAUGCAUACAAGGAGGCGAAGAGAGAAGCAAAGAGAGCAGUAGCAAAAGCAAAGAAGGAAGUGUGGAAAGACUGGUAUGACAACUUGGAAACAAAGGAGGGAGAGAAGAAGAUAUACAAGGUGGCAAAACAACGGGCUAGAACCAGACAAGACGUUGGAGAAGUUGCAGGCAUCAAGAAUAAAAACGGAGUGCUACUAACAGACGAGGAGAAAAUUAAGGAGAGGUGGAGAGAGUACUUCAACAACCUGCUGAAUGUUGAAAAUGAGAGAGAGCAGCUCGAAGAAUGCCCACCCGUAGAAGGCCCUGUACAGGAGAUAUCACACAAAGAGAGAAAGGGAGAUCCUCUAGACUGUGAAAACUACAGAGGCAUCAAGCUGCUAGAGCAAGUAAUGAAGAUUCUGGAGAAGAUCAUAGAUAGAAGACUCCGCAUGCUAAUAAACAUAGAUGACAUGCAGUUUGGCUUUAGCCCAGGAAAAGGGACCACAGAUGCAGUUUUUAUCAUCAAGCAGCUGCAGGAAAAACAUCUAGAAGCGAACAAAGAGCUCUUCUAUACCUUUGUGGACCUGGAAAAAGCCUAUGACCGGGUCCCGAGGGAGCUGGUAGAGCUCCAGAGGAGGUGGUUGAAGUGGCAGAUCGGUAUGGAAAGGAUGGGCCUGAAGGUGAACACCGGAAAGACAGAGGUCAUGGCAAGCAACAGGAGAGAUGUGAAGGUGAACAUCAGAGACAGAAACAACACAACCCUGAAGCAGGUCAGGGAGUUUAAGUACCUGGGAGUAACAAUACCAGAGAAUGGAGGAACCGAAUGUACAAUUAGAGCAAGAGUGUCAGCAGCUUGGGCCAAGUGGAGAGAGUUGUCCGGAGUCAUCAACGACAAAAGGAUGCCAAGAAGACUGAAGGUCAAACUGUACAACACCAUCAUAAGACCAGGUCGGACAGGACAGAGGGGUUACAAUGGCCAACCAGGCCCACCGGGUUUACCGGGGCCACCUGGACCUGAGGGAGCAGAAGGAAAGCCUGGUACACAGGGUUCUUCAGGUGUAGCCGGUGUCACAGGUGGUAAAGGACAAAUGGGUUUUCAUGGAAUAGCUGGUGAUAGAGGUUCCGAUGGUUCACCAGGUUCUCCGGGACCACCGGGAAAGACAGGACCUUCAGGCUCUCCGGGACCCCCAGGAGAACGGGGUUUCACAGGGAAGCCAGGCCUGGAGGGAAAUCAGGGCCCAGUAGGCAUGUAUGGUGUGCAGGGGAACGCAGGCAUGCGAGGACCUCCAGGUCAUGUGGGUGAAAGGGGUGAGCCGGGAGUACGAGGUUUACGUGGACCUGUUGGGAAGCCGGGGCACGUAGAAAAUGCUCUAAAAGUUGACAGUUUGUUUCUCACUGACAGGGUCGGCCUGGAGACAAAGGCCCCACAGGGUUACCAGGCCCCCUGGGCUCACAAGGUGCUGAUGGAUUAUCGGGAACAGCAGGAGCAAAAGGAGAUAAGGGUUUUCCUGGCUCACUUGGUGAUGCUGGUCCUCUCGGACAAGUUGGACCACAGGGUCUUCUUGGCCAAAGAGGAGCCGAGGGCCCUCCUGGACAAAAAGGGGACCAGGUUAGUGUUUGCAGCAACACAUGUUCUGAGUGUUGAGAUCAUUGGUUUCUUUGCAAUCAAAUUGACAGGGGACCAAGGAACUUAUGGGAGAUCUGGUCCAUCAGGAACCAUUGGAGAAAGAGGAUUAGAAGGACCAAAAGGCCUACAGGGACCUCCUGGACCAGCGGGCAAAGAGGGUGAUGUUGGACAUCCAGGAGAGGCAGGAGAUCCAGGGCCUAAAGGAGAGAAGGGUGAGCUUGGCCCUCUGGGGUUGUCUGGUCAAGAAGGCCCUUGGGGUGCCCUGGGAAAAAACGGCAUAAGAGGCUCUAAAGGGGAGAAAGGUCACGUCGGACUAAUGGGUGAGCCUGGACCGACAGGUGAUGUUGGCCCUGCAGGUUUGACGGGGUUACAGGGAAUUACAGGCCAUCCAGGACCUCCAGGGUUAUAUGGACCUCAGGGACCAAAGGGAGAAUCUGGGCUCGAGGGACUCACUGGACCUCCUGGGUCAGCGGGCGCUCCGGGAAUUAAAGGAGCACCUGGAGCCAGAGGAAACUCAGGGAGGCUCGGUCCAUCUGGCCUGGCAGGGCGACCUGGACCUCUUGGAGAGCAGGGUCCCAGGGGGGAAGUGGGCUCACAAGGACUGAAAGGAGAGCCAGGACCUUCUGGACAAACAGGGGAAAAGGGUGCCGAUGGUCUGCCAGGAAUCAAAGGAACUCCUGCUCUGCUAGGGUUCGAGGGGCCUCCUGGUGAAAUGGGACCUCGGGGCUCCCAGGGUUCCACAGGGAAUCAGGGAGUGACGGGUCGGUCGGGACCUGAAGGAAAACAGGGCACAAAAGGAGAAAAGGGGGAUGAUGGCAUAAUUGGAUCCGCGGGGAAGACGGGGCAGGUUGGAAGGAGGGGAAAACGGGGAAAAGCCGGAGUCAGGGGGUCAAGGGGAGAGAGAGGACCAAAGGGGGAAAAGGGAGAUGUGGGAGUGACUGGGUUGCCUGGCUGGCCAGGACUCAUUGGAACCCCUGGUGUACGUGGAGAGCCUGGAGAUGAAGGUGAAAAAGGCAAAGAGGGUGAGAAAGGCAGUAAGGGACCCCCAGGACAUGCUGGAGGUGACGGCACAAAGGGUAUUUGUGGUCCUGUUGGGAUGCCUGGUCCAGCAGGUCAAAAGGGAGAACAGGGGAAUAUUGGUCCGACAGGAGUGAGGGGUGCACCGGGUCUGCCGGGCCUGCCUGGUUUGUUUGGAUUAAAGGGUGUGAAAGGAUACCCAGGUUUACCCGGGUUAGCUGGACUAAGAGGCCUCCCAGGUCCCCCAGGGAAGCCUGGACCUCCAGGACCAUUCAUAAAUCUGACUUUAACUCAGCUUAAGGACCUGGUUUAUGUGUCAGAUAAACCCAACUAUCCUCUGAUCCAGACGCUGCUGGAUUCUUUGCAGCAGGAGCUCCAGCUGCUGGUGGAUCCUCCUGAUGGCAGCAAAGAUCAUCCGGCUACCACCUGCAUGGAGCUCCGCCUCUGUCACCCUGAAUACAGCAGCGGAAUGUACUACCUCGACCCAAACCAGGGCAGUCCUGCCGACGCUCUGAUGGCCUACUGCAGCUUCUCAGCCAUGUCCACACAGACGUGCCUUCAUCCUCAAGACUCCCAGUUGCCCGUGAGAGCGUGGAUGGAUGAGGUUUCCACAGAAGGAUCGUAUCAGUGGCUCAGUAAGCUGCAGCAGGGCUUUCAGUUUUACUAUCCAGGUGCUAACGUGGUCCAGAUGCGUUUUCUGAGGCUGCACAGUAAUACCGCCGUGCAGAAGGUCACCUACUCCUGCCAUCCAGGACACAGACUCGGUCAGAAUGACAGAGAAGUCAGGUUCCUCACCGACACGAGGAAGCAAAGUUACCUUGGAGCACUGAAUGACUGUGUGCCUGCAGAUGAGGCGGUUUCUGCACCGCGUGAGUCUGGGUUUGAGUUUGAGGACCUGCAGUUGCUUCCGCUGAGGGAUGUGGCGCUGAUGGGAGGCAGGAACUUCAGCCAUCAGUUCGGCUUCACUGUUGGACCUGUAUGUUUCAGCUAGAGUGAGACGACCUCCCUAGAGCAAGGGGGCAUGAUAUGAUCCUCUGUUGACAGGAAA
Thalassophryne amazonica is the source of this 6753-nucleotide messenger RNA. Its product is annotated as collagen alpha-2(V) chain. Gene Ontology annotation, molecular function: extracellular matrix structural constituent. The record is from RefSeq and is a predicted model, not a curated record. NCBI's taxonomy places the organism in Eukaryota, Metazoa, Chordata, Actinopteri, Batrachoidiformes, Batrachoididae. Bases 1 to 6696 code for a protein of 2231 amino acids. The transcript is spliced from 66 exons.